Molecule: messenger RNA, 793 nt
Organism: Asparagus officinalis (garden asparagus)
Lineage: Eukaryota; Viridiplantae; Streptophyta; Magnoliopsida; Asparagales; Asparagaceae
Exons: 3
Coding region: 58-708 (216 amino acids)
Source: RefSeq, a predicted model, not a curated record
UCAAAAAAGGAGGAGGAAUUAGUCGGUAGGGGUAAGAGAGAAAAUUAAUAAAGGAGAAUGAUAACAAGUAAUCGUCUAAUAAUUCUGAUGAUGGCAAUACUGGCAACGCUGCUCCUCAGCUUGCCCUGUGUUGGAUCGACGAUGGAGAGUACCAAGGAGGGGGCAAAUCUUGCAGCAGAUGAGGUCGAGCUCAAGUCCAUGCAAGACUCAAAGGCGACCACCAUGUCAUGGACCAGAUGGGCUAAAGAAAAAUUAGCGGGGUUUGGUAUUGGUAAAGAUAAAGCAGAAGAGGCAGCCGGUGAUAUUGCGACGAAGACUCAAAAGACGGCGAUUGAUAUUGCUUCUGGAGCUGCGGAAAAGGUUGGGGAAGUGAAAGAAGGAAUGGAGGGUAAUGCAGCCCCUGAUCCUGAAUCAACUGCGGAAGCUGCAGACAAAGCUUCGGAGACGAAGGAGAAGGCGGUGGAUACUGCCAACGUCAAAGGAUCAGCGAGUGACGACGCAACGAUGGCAUACAGAAGAGCCAAUGUGGAGGGUGCGGAGAGGGCUUAUGGAAAUGCAAAGCUUAAAGCGGGCGAAGCUUACAAGACCGCGAGAGACGCAACGAGUCACGGUGCAAAAGAAAGCUAUGAGGCAGCCAAGGAGAGGGUUUCGGACGCUACGGGCAAUGUGGGAGCUCAGUACACGAACUACGGAGCAGGGGAGCUUUGAGGUUUGCUGUGUCAAUUACUUCAAGCGGAGAUUCUUAUAUAUUGCAGAUCCAGAACUCGUUAAAAUUAAUUAACUCGACUCUGUU